Humulus lupulus (European hop) is the source of this 501-nucleotide messenger RNA. RefSeq names its product glyceraldehyde-3-phosphate dehydrogenase GAPCP1, chloroplastic-like. Gene Ontology annotation, molecular function: oxidoreductase activity, acting on the aldehyde or oxo group of donors, NAD or NADP as acceptor. The record is from RefSeq and is a predicted model, not a curated record. The coding region runs from base 57 to 434 and encodes 125 amino acids. Lineage: Eukaryota; Viridiplantae; Streptophyta; Magnoliopsida; Rosales; Cannabaceae. The transcript is spliced from 4 exons.
UUUCUUAUUACUUUACAUAGGUUGUUCAUGAGGAAUUUGGUAUUCUUGAAGGUUUAAUGACAAAUGUUCAUGCAACUACAGCAACACAGAAGACUGUUGAUGGCCCAUCAAUAAAGGAUUGGAGAGGAGGCCGCAGAGCUGGAAAAAAUAUCAUUCCUAGUUCUACCGGUGCUGCAAAGGCUGUUGGAAAGGUUCUCCCAGAACUGAAUGGAAAACUUACUGGAAUGGCCUUCCGUGUUCCAACUCCUAAUGUCUUGGUGGUGGACCUAACUUGUCGACUUGAGAAGAGUGCUUCCUAUGAAGAUGUCAAGGCAUCCAUAAAGUAUGCAUCAGAGGGACCACUUAAAGGCAUUCUUGGGUACACAGAUGAAGACGUUGUCUCCAAUGAUUUUGUUGGUGACACAAGGUAUAAUUUCUUUGAUGUGUAUUUUUAGUACAUUUUAAUUACACUGAUGGAACUAUUGGCAAUGUCAUGCGUAAGAAGUUUGUUUUCAUCUUGCU